ACUAACAUCCCGUCUUGUAUGCAUUGUCAUCGGGCGGGGGUGGCAUGUAAGAGGGGGGUUAAUGUUCGGUUUCGGAGGGGGUUGGAUUUAGCCGGGGAUCAUGAUGUCCUGUUUCCGGAGAGAGAAUUGUGGAUGGGGGUGAUGGGGCCGGGUUAGUAUUUAUUUAUUUUUAUUUUUAUUUAUUUUUUUUUUGCUGGAGGAGGGAGGGGGAAGGUGCUGACUGACUGACUGGUUGAAGUUCGGUUUGUGGAUGAGACAGUGGGGAUUAAGAGGUUGUAUAGAGUUGUUGAUGGGGGAGAAGAGAGCGGCUCUGGGGAUGUUGUUGGGGGGUUGGUUGGGGAGGGUCGUGGGUUUGAAGCAUUGAGUUCGAGUGAAGGAUUGGGGGAUACGUCUGCGAUACAGCAAAUGCGUGAUGGCUCGGCGCAUGAGGUGGGGGGUUGGACGGGGUCUUUGAACCGGGCGUUGGAGUCUAGGGAUUUACAGACUGCUUGCUUGGUACAGGAACAGAAGCUGUCUUUCAAUGACAGAGAGGCUACGCUGAUGCGGAACUACGUCGAGAAUAUGGCGUUGUGGGCAGAUAUCACCGACCCGCAUCGACAUUUCGAGGUAGAGGUUCCGGUGAGGGCAAUGCAGGAACCGGUGCUGCGAUUUGCCAUCUUUGCGUUCUCCUCUCGGCAUGUUGAACGACAGAGCAAGGGCAACGAGGCAGAGGCACUGCAGUAUCAUAACCACUGUCUGCAACUUCUGAUUCCGGCGCUGUCGGGCUCAGGAGGGGACUUGACGGAUGUCGUUCUUGCUGCUGUUGCGAUCCUACGCCAGCAUGAGGAAAUGGAGUAUGACGAUAACCAGUUCCAUCUGACUGGCGCAGCACAUAUACUCAACACGAUAUCGUCAUUUGGAUCCUCCGGCGGACUAGGCGAGGCAGCUGCUUGGCUCUGUCUUCGCGAGGAUAUCCACGUGUCGCUGAUCUCGCAACAGCCUCUGCGGACAAACCUGCAAAGCUUCCAUCAGUCAGAUAUAUUUCUCAGAACGGACGACUUUGCUUGGGCCGCGCGGAUGGUCUUCUUACUAGCUAAAGUGCUGAAAUGCGCAUUCAGCCAAGUGUCCUCGCCAGAAUAUACCGCCCUACAGAGUAUGGCUCAGGAGGUCGAAGACUGGAACAUGAGAAAGCCAUCUUCUUUUCAUCCUCUUCGAGUUCUUCCUCGUGACAGAGAUGUGUCCCGUCGAUUCCCAGAGGUGUGGAUGUUGCUACCGGUGCAUGUGAUCGGGGUCCAGUACUACCACAUCGCCAAGAUUGUCCUGGCCUUUUCGUGUUGCCCAAGUCCUUCUCUUGCUUACGAGAGUUUCAAGAAUUCACGAAACAUCGAGAAAACCAUUCGACACCACCUUUUCAUGGUGCUCGGCUUGGCCAAGUCGAAUCCCAAAGCGGAGAACACGCUUUUCACUGCACGGCACAGCUUGGUAGCCUGGGGCUGGGUCAUCCGGCAGAGACCGGAUCAAGAGGCGGCCGAGAUUCUCCUGAGGGAAAUGUGGACUCGGACAGGCUGGGACGUGGCCGCAUCGAUCCAGUCUUUACGGGAACAAUGGGCCGACGAGGACACGGAUGCCGAGUCGUGA
Molecule: messenger RNA, 1617 nt
Organism: Aspergillus ibericus CBS 121593
Lineage: Eukaryota; Fungi; Ascomycota; Eurotiomycetes; Eurotiales; Aspergillaceae
Exons: 6
Coding region: 406-1617 (403 amino acids)
Biological process (GO): positive regulation of transcription by RNA polymerase II
Cellular component (GO): nucleus
Molecular function (GO): transcription cis-regulatory region binding; DNA-binding transcription factor activity
Source: RefSeq, a predicted model, not a curated record